GAGAAAAAUUCAACAAAUCAAGUGCACACAGAAUUAUUUAUUAUCGAAAAUUUAGUGAAAAUAAAUAUAAUUAAAUAACAGAAAUCAUUUCAAUUGAUACAUUGUUCCAUUUAGAAUAUGAAAUAAUAAAUCGAUAUAAAUUUAAUGCAUUGAAAAGUAAGUGAAAGUUGCUGGAAGAAGUCGUAAUUGCAAUUAUUUGUGUCUUAAAAAUAGCGAGUCUCACUGAAAUCCAGAAGACGGAAGAAGUUAAGUGGUACAAAAAGAAGAAGAGGAAGACAAUUUUUGUGUAAUUUGCAACGAAUUUCAAAAACAAAGCAAAAUACGUGAAAAUGCGAAUAUAGAUAUACAAACUAUAUAGAAAAAAACGUAAAUUGUUAUAAAAAAGUGCAGUACACAGAAUAGUGGAUUUAUAUUCGAAUGAAAAGGGGUUUAUUGGAAGAAAAGAAAUACUUAAUGCAUAUAUAUUUAUUAAUAAUACUAUAUUUUAAGAGGAACGCUUAAAGUUUACCAUUUCUAUAAACAUAUUCUAGGUUAAAGUGAAGAUUGAAAAAUACAAAUGUUUUCUUUUAAGCCUGCAUAAAAAAGUUACAAUUGUUCAAAGUGAAGAAAAAUUUGAUUUCGUUUUGAAAACACUCCAAAAUGGAUGCAAAGAAGAAUAAAAUGUGCAAAGUGCGUCUGAGACGUCUCAGACCUGAUAUGGUGGACAAGUUAAAGACCAAAAGAGGAAUGACAAAAGCCGAUGUUCAAUUUAGUUCAUCCUCAUCAGAAUCGGAUGACGAUAAAAUGAACGUUGAUGAUGAUUGUGAGAAAAUCAGUGUGCAGCUGAGGAGUCCCCUUGCUUUAGGUAGUAAUAAAGACUUUGAUCCAUAUGUCCUAUUAACUGAAGCCCAGGCUGCCUUAAAAUUGAGUACUGAAAAUGAAUGUAAUCAUGAUUCCAAAGUUUCUGAAGAAAAAAUGGAAACAGAAUAUUCAACAGCAUCAGCAAACAAUGCAAGCAAUACAAAUGCCGCAAUAGCGACAGUUGUAAAGCCGAAUAAGAAAGCAAAACAUUGUAGAAAACAAAAAUCAAAUUAUUAUCCACCACUCGGCGAGACCAGUGCUAAUGCCAGCAGCAGCUGUGCGAAAUUAAAGUCAUCAAUUGAAAAUGAUAUUUACGAUUUGAUAUAUUAUCAUAGUGAUGAUGAGGGACCUUGCAGCUAUAAUUGCAAUCAUGCUAGAGCGUCUUCAACUGCCUCCGUUCUUGCUCUUGCACCCACCGAUCGUCGCAGCAGUACUGGCAGCAGUUCGUCUCUACUCUCCGAUAAAUGCUCUGUGCGUUUUUCCAAACUCUUCGAAAACAAUUGUAUAUCUGUUAUGGAUGAUGAGAAUCCACCAACAGCUCUAUCAAAAAUCCUUUCGAUUAAGGAAUUUGAUCCAUUGGCUCCUCAACAAAUUCUUGCAAUAAUUAUUAAAUCGAUCGUUUCUCUUGCGGAAUUAAGUCAGCGUGAUGACAACAUUGUUUGCAUAGACAUCGAUAAACGGCGUAUAUUGGAAUUUUCCGCAAUGAGCCCAGAGGAAAAGAAAAAUUGUCCUCUAAAUCCGUAUAUGGAUGUUUCCAACAUAGUAGUUACUCACUCUGAUGAUGAGUUUUUGACAUUUUGCUUAUGCGAAAAUUGUGAAAAAUAUCGUGAAUUUGUCAUACAUAUAAUGGUGGAACAGUUCAAGGCCACUCAUAUGGUAGUUAUGCUAUUAGAUGUUUUAAUUAAAUCAUAUGGACCUAUGCUAAAAAACAUUACCGCUUAUAAUAAGUUUGAAAAGCUACUCGAUAGUAAUAAGGAGAUAUAUUGGAUAACAUGUGGUGUUAUAUACCAUAAAAAGGCUGAGCAUUUGGAUUUCAUUUAUGAUGAAUAUCUAUCAGAUAAUAUGAUAUUUGUACUCUUCAGUUCCAUUUUAAUGCUAAACAAUCCUUUGCUGCUAUUGCAAAUAUUAGCAUUUCAUGUGGAAUGUAUUGUGGAAGCGUAUGCAGAAGGAUUUUUGGAGAUUGUUGAACCCGAUAAGAGUAAAAUACCAGCUGAUGAAAUGAUCAAUUAUAUUCUCAAUGGCUAUGACGAUUUGAUGCGUAUUUCUGAACAGGUGGCUUCUUAUUUGUUUGCUUUUGAGAAUGACUUUUUGCGUAAAUUCUCAUUAACUUGGAAGCUAUUGUGUCAACGUUUAUAUCAACAACAUGUUCAUUUGCAUUUGGCAGACACAAUGUUGGCUUGCAUUAUAACCUUGAAAGAAGAGGAAUUAACUUCACAUCAUACUGAUCUUAUCAAGCGUUACAUACAAUUUGAUGACAUUAUGAAUUAUGUUGAAAAACGUUGGACCGAUGUGUGGAUCGAACUGAAUAAAUUCAAUUUGUCAGAGGUGGAACGUAAGCGACGUAAAUCGCUUUUAGAUGUGUAUCGUAUUUUUGAUACGGUGGUACAGGAUGCCAUUGGAUUUUCGCUGCAGGACAGCGUGGACGACAAUGAUUUUUAUGAUUUUCGAUUUUUAAAGAACCGUCGCUUAGCCUGGAAGAAUAUAAUGUCAUAUACGAAAAUGAAAUGGCCAGAUGGUUUCUUUCAGCCGCCCAAUACUUUAGUAGUCGAUGAUAAAUGUCAGACCUGUAAUGUUUCCCUAGAAUAUCAUGCAGACUAUUGCAAAUGUAUCACCUGUUCUAUAGCUGGUGGUCCUUUACCACCUAGACGCAACGCUGACGGUAAAUGUUCCAAAUGUUUGGCUCAUGAAAUUGUCGAGAAAGAUGUUAAUUUCUAUGAUUCGAAAAUAUUGAACGUUUGUGCCAGUGAUGAUUUUCAAAAUUUGGUUUCAAAGACCAGCAGCAAUUGUACAAAACGUAAAAACACUGCCCUUCAAGAGGUAGGCCAAGAGCUUUACUCGACCUUAGCAUCAGUCGGCGAAAUGUUAAAUGUUAAUGAUUACGAUCCAAGUGUUGAAAAAACGACUACAUCCAUCAAUAAUAUCUAUCAUAUUUCAUGGGCUGUCUUUAAUCAUUUAAACAAUCGUAAACGUUAUACACAUGCAACAAUUGAAGAAGAAUAUUUUUGUCGUGAUUGCAAACUGCCUUCAUGUCUUUUGGCACAUAAGAUUUUAACCAAUAAAAUAUCUCCGUCACUCUCGCAGGAUCUGGUGCACUAUUAUCAGCCCAUGUCGAUGAGUCGCGAAGAGCUACGUUCAAUUUUACCCAACAUAAUGUUGUAUAAUCGUAAAUUAGUUGCCUCUAAUAAUGGACUAGAUUUGAUAGAUGUACACGAUUUAGUGGUUAAAAUUUAUUGGAUUUUUAUAAUCUCCAUAUAUGCCAUAUAUUUUAUUAAUUAUGAUGAUGAUGAUGAUGAAAAUUAUGCUGAUAAUCAUGAUGGCAAUACAGGAGACUUGGAUAAAAAAUGUACAUUCUCUUAUUUAGACGUUUUAGAAUUGGCAAAUAAUGAUAUAAAAGUAAAUAUGGACAAAGUAACUGGCAAUAAGGAUGAUACAAAGUUUUUGGAAUUUCUCGAUAAAGUCAAGAGUUUAUCACCAUACAAUAACGAUGUUGAAUCCAAUUUUGAAGUUGGUGUUAAUGUUAAUAGUGCUGAAAUGCAAAUGAAAUUGAAUGAUAUUUUAAAAAUAAACGAUAAUCAAGAUAUUCCUUCUCAAUGUGAUAAUAUACCACCGCCAAUCAUGACUCCAACUGAAGAUGAAGAACAACCCCAGACCUCAGAUUUAACUCCUUCCGAAACGGUUGAGGCACAACCAAAAAAGUCGUGUAAGGAAAAAUCUAAGAAAUGUUGUUUUGAUCAUUCUGAUAUUGGAGGAGAUCAUUGUAAAGAAAAUCAUUCGAGUAAAAAACGUUUGAAAAAGGAUUGUAAUCAUGCUCGCAUGAAUGAAACUAGAGAUAGACUGCGAAAGAAGUUGUCUCAAAUUGUGAAUGCUAGAAAAAAUACAAAGCCUUUGCAAUUACCAGAAACUUCACAAACAUCAUCCACAACAACAUCGACAACAACUGCUGCAACAACUGCUUGUGCAGAAGCACAAAAUCAAAUGGAAAAUGUUUUAAAUCCUGAAGAGUUAAAACUGUUUCAACAGUAUUUGCCACAGCCAGAUUUUUGGGAUAUUCAUGAUUUUGUUGCAACAUUUGAUCAUAUCUAUACAGAAGCUAGGCGUAAUGAUAACUUACAUAAUCUAUGUGAAUGCUUGCAACAUUUAAAAACAAAUCCAAAAGGAGAAUCGAAAAAUAACAAUAAUAACAAUACUAGUAGUAGUAGUAGUAGCAAAAAGAUUCAACACAAUCAUCAACACGUGCAACAACAGCCGCAACAACAGUUGCAACUAACACCACCACAACAACAACAACAGCAGCAGCUGCAACAACAUGACAACAACCAAUCGCCGCUUCAGCAAUCAUCCUCACUAGAACCACCAAAUAAGAAAUCAAAUUUAAGCAACAACUCCACACGUGAUGCUUCAACCUCAAGCCAGGGCACAAAAAGUAAAGAUAAUAAUUCAACGAAUAAUACAACUACGCCCAUUUCGUCAUCAAAAACCGCCAACAAUUUGGAUUUCGUCAGUGAAAUAUGUGAAAUCAUCGAUAACUAUUCCAAAGAGCAGGCAAAACGAAAGUGGAUUAAAGAGACUCUCAGUUUUAUUGAAGGUCCGACUGCUGGUGCCGGCAAAAAGAAGACGCAACCACAAACUUUGAAUCCGAAAAAAGCUGCCAAGAAAGCCAAACAGAAACAACGCAAAGAGGAAGAAAAACGUAUAACCGAACUACAGGAUCUAAGAGCACAGUUUCACAAUAUUUACUUCAAAGAAUUUAGUGAAAAACUAAAUCUAAAAUCGUCAAAGGCCAACAAGAAGAGGGACAAGAAGAAAAUCAGUGAAUUGGAAAAUAAUAUAAAAAAUUUACAACGUGCCAAAGCUAAAGUUGAAACUGCCAUAUUAGAACUAAUAGCAACGGUCAAACAAACUAACACUGAAUUCAAAUUUCCAUACUUGCCCACUAAAGAACAACAAAUGGAAAAAGUGCGGGAGUUGGAAGGUCGCGAUAGCUACAAGGAAAGCGAUAAAACCAUUAAGGUACGCAAUUUACUACAUCACACUGCUAAAGAUGCAGCUGAUGCCAUGACUUCUGCUUCCUCUCCGUUUACAAUGACACCUACUAACAACCUAAAUAUGGUACCAGAAUCAUAUAGCAUGCCAUAUGCCCAUGCCAACCACUUUCCAUACAAUCUUGGCUUUCCCACUCCCGCUGCGCCAGCCCCGUUUGGUCUAAUGCGCGCUACACCUAUGUGUUAUGCCCCACCGCCGACAGCAGCAGUAUCUUCAGUUCAACAACAACAGCAACAGCUCGCACCUGAUGUUGUAGCGGCCAUGGCGGCAAAUGUUGCCAGUAACAGUACUACAGAUCCCUCCAAACGUAUAGUAACAAUCAGGCGAGUUAAUUUACCGAAUGUUCCAGAACCUCAAGUAACGGUUACGGCAAAAGGUCCAUCUCCAGAUAAAGACAAAUUAUUAUAUACCUUUAUAAACGGCCAAUUGAUACAAACUGGCACGGCUCCUCCCAUAACCAUGCCACAAAUACCAGCUGCAGCUCCCUUGCAUCAGCAACAACCCCCACCACCGAUGACACAUCAAACUACCCAUGUCACAAAAUUGACUGCGGAACAUUUGUUGUCUAUACCACCACCUCCUCCACCAAAGCUUUCGAAGACUCAAAUAAAAAAAGAAAGAAAACGUUUGGCUAAACUUCAGGCCGAAAGGGAAGCUGCCGAGGAAGCUGAGCGUAAGCGUAUAGAGGAGGACCAACAAAGAUUGAGAGAAUUAAAUGAGCGAAAGCAAUUAGAAAUGCAACAGUUGCAGCAACAACAGCAACAGCAAAAACAGCAGCAACCAAAGAAGAAAAAGAAGAAUUCACAAACUCAACAACAAUCAAAACUAUCGUGUUGUCCAUCAUCAUCUAACACUAACAAAGAUCCAUCAACUAAUAGCAAGAACAAAAAUAAACUCUCCAACUCGAAUUCGACAACAUCAGUUUCCACAAACGAAAACAAUGAAUCGCCAAAACUUCCUCAAAUGAUGGCUAUAAAAAACUCGGCAAAACAAAAACGUUCCGAUUCGACGACAACCUCUUGCUCAGCUGCUACUUCAACAUCAUCCAACAAUUCAACAAGUUCGCAAAUGAACACCAGAGACAACUCUGUAAGUAGCCUAAAGCCAUCAGAUUUAAAGAAGUCUUCUAACAACAAAAAGAACACAGCAAAAGAACAAAAGGUCGGCACCACUCAAAAACCUGACACUGUUAACAAGAAUAAAACAAAAACUAGCCAAUCGAAGCAGCAAAAACAAAACAAAAAACCAACAAGAAUACCACCAACUCCAUCAACCACAUCCUCAGAUGCUGAAGACGGAGAGGGUCAAGAGGUAGAAGAAAUUAAAUCAACACCAUCGCCACCAUCAACACCUGCUCCUUCCAAAAUAAAAAAGCAGCAAACGCAAGCACCGAAACCAAUAAAGCCUUCACAGAAUAAGCAAAAAAACUUGACGCAAAAAUUAAAACCGCCGCAAAAGCCAAUAACACCCCCCAGUUCUGAUAGCGAAACUGAAGAUGAUGAAGAAGUUGUAAAUACCGAACCUCUAAUCAAGGAACCUAAAAAACGACGCCCCAAAUUAGUGGACAAUGGUCAAUUUGAUAACAACCCCUUUAAGUCGUUACACAUGCAAGAUUCUGAAACUGAAUGGUCCUCUGCCGAAGAAGAUGACGGAAAUGAAGAUACUGAAAACGAAGUUGAAGUAAAAACGAUCACAACAUCUGUUUUGGAACAGAAAACUUUGAUUCAAAAGCAAGAACAGAAAUCAAAAAAUGAAGAACAGAGAAACAAUGUUAAAUCUACUGCACAAACUCAAAGAAAGAAACCAGAAACAGAAAUUAAAGAACCCAAAAUACAACAGUCAAUGUCGUGUUUGCCAACAGCAAAUAAAAAUUUAACAAAUAAAUCUUCCAAAAGCAACAAGAACAUAAAAUACCAACAGCAAGAUGAAAAGCUAGAUCAGUGUACGGCUACAAAACUAAAUAAUCCACCAAGAGGACAACAAAGACCACAGGAAAAUGAAAACAAAAUUAGCAACCAAUCGCGCCUGCUUAAACAAAAUACACAGCAAAAUAUAACUAGUAGUAGCACUAAUAGCCGCAAAGGGAAAAAUGAUAACCGCCAAACAAAUGUCACCAACACUUUUGUUGGCACUCAAACUAAACCCAAUAAUAAACAAGCUAUCACUUCAUCCAAUGUACGCAGCCAACAAACUACUUGCUCCACCAGCACACGGAACAACAGCAACAACAAUCGCAAUAACAGCAAUAGAAAUGCAAAUUGUCAUCAAAAUAAUAUGGAGCAAAACCAACAUAACUAUCAACAUUAUCAUCAGCAGCAUCAAAAUAUCCAACAGUCGUCAGCAACAUGUGGUGGUGGUGGUAAUAUUGAAAAUAAGAAUCCCUCUAACAAAAGAUCGCAACGUAAUAAAAAAUAUCAACAAAAAUCACAAAAACACCCUUCAAAUAUGCAUCAUAACCACCAUCAGAAUUGUUGUUCAUCGGGAAUUCCGAAUCAUAUGGGUUACUUUAACGCCAAUGAAGUCAAUAUAACAUCAUCUAAUACACAGCAACAACAAGCUAACAAUAAUAACGCAUCUCAAAAUCGUUCGUAUCAAACGUUGGCCGAACAAAUGCAGGCUUUACGUUUAAGUGGCCACCAAGUUCAAUCAACAACUGCCGCAGCGACAGCUCAACAACGUCAGCAACAUAUCAAUUCGGCAAAUGUCAGUAUUAUGGAUCAGCUAAAUCGUGGUGUUCAAGUCGAAAAUCUAUCUCUACCGCCUGGCAUCACACUAACAAAAGUUGAUCCCAUUAAGAGUGAACAAUUGCGACAAAAAUCUGAAUCGAUUAAAAAGUUGGCAAAACCUCUGCAACAGCAGCAACACCUUCAUCAACAGCAAAAUCUACAAACAUUCCAUCAUACUUCGGCUGGUGCUACUAUUAUAGCGCCACCUGUUGGCAAUCCCAUGGCCAGUUAUUAUGGUUCGCCUUAUAUUAAUGCCGCCAACGUCACUGCCGGCAUUGAUCCUCAAAGUGGAAUAAUAAUGGUUGAAGCUAAUCCUCCUAAAAGUCAAACUAAUAUCAGCAGUAACACUAUGCCGCAGACAAAUGUAUCCAGUAAUUGCAAUAAUAAGCAGUCGAAAAAUAAGAAAAGACGCAACAAAUCCAAGGCUAACAAUGCUGGUUCAUGCCCUAUGGCAAGUUCUGGAAAUACGAAUCAAUCAGAAAGUAAUGCUAGUGUUGGAGGUGGUCAGCCGAAAAUGAUAACAUUAAGAAAUCCUAUGUUCCACAGUGGUUCUACCGCUGCUGCUACACCAAUGCUUCAACAACCCGUUUUAUUACCAGAAGGUCGUCCAGUAGACGGUUUUCCAAUGCCUGCCCCCUUGCCAGUGGAUCAACCAGCAGCUAUUAUUAAAAAUGAAAAUGGUAUGUACACCAUACGUAAUCCAGCAUUACACCAGGCUGUCACUAGUGGCUUAGCUAUGGGAGGAUAUCGACAAUUCGGUGGAAAUGUUAAUUAUUACACUCCUCAAGAAGCGGCUGCCGAAGCAGCAAGAGCAACUCGUCAACAACAACAACAGCAGCAACAUAAUGAUAAUAACAAUAGCAAGGCUUCCACAACUGGUGGUAGCAAUCCAUCAUCAUCAUCGUUUUCUUAUUUCUCAAAUGACACGGUACAAACAAAUACACCACACAAUAACAUCAGUAUUAGUUAUACCAGUAUUGGUGGAGCGGAAUUGAAUGCACACAACAACAACCCUACGCGUGGUGGCAGUAGUGUGGGAGGUUUAAUCGGUGAUGCGGCCGUAAUACAACGUCCUACCCCACAGCAACGUCCCAUUUCCGCCAUUGGAAGUGAAAUAAAAAACGCUCAACAACAAAAACAAAAAACCAAAGUCGAACAACAGCAAUGGUCGAAUUUUGGUUCGGAUACACUGCCCUCAAAUAAAAACGAUAAUUUAGGUUGCAAUACAUCCUUUUUGGGCACCGUUACUGAAGCUGGUGCUAAUGCAGUUGGAAGUGCCGGAGGUAGUGGUGCUGUCGCACCGGUGAAUGAUUUGUCGUUACAGGAGAAAUAUCAGCAAUCUAAGUAUUACAAUGGAUUUGACGUUUUCACAGGCAGCAGUGGUGGCAGCAGCAGUUCGGCUGCUACUUGUGCCCAUAUGCAUCAUAGUUGUGGUGACGAUUCACCACCACCCUCUAUAACUGGUUAUAAUUCAUACCUAGACGGUAUACCAAACACAGGUGUUAUACGCUAUGAUGAUGCUUCCUUUUUAAAGAAUUUAAUACCGGGACAGAAUCUCAAUAAUGAGGUGUCUAUACAUAAUGUUAAUGACUCAAAUUUUGCGCGCAAUGCACAAUCGCCACAGGCUCAUCGCGUUGAAAUUACCCCAGUCUAUGGUAACAGGCCACCAUCGACAAAUUUAUACGAAUCUACGGCUGGACAAGCAAAUCAAACUAAUUUUAGAGGCACUUAUCGUGAUCCAUUAAAUGACUACAACAAUGAUGCUACUACCAUUUUCCCUAGUAAUAAUAUGCACUUGAAUUUAAACGAAUUGGAAACUUCGAUGAAAUACGAUUUCGAACAAACGCCGCCAUCAACAAAUGUAGCAACUGUUGCGGGCGAUAACACUCACAAUACAAUAUUGGAUUUUAAGGAUUUAUUAAUAAAGAAUGGACCAACUGGCCCAGCCAGUCACCGAACUUCACCAUACUUGGAUGAAAAUACCCUUGAGGGAUUUGUGCAAAAUAUGAAUUCCCUACAAAUUUCAAACACAUCAACAGAAGAGCAAAGCUCUCAACUGAACGGCAGUGGUCAUUGUGUGGGACAUGGAGCUACCGCUACAACAAGUGCUAAUAAUCCUUCGAAUGGUUGGUGGUAAUCAACACCAUCUUUCAAUCACAUUUUCUUAAUUGAUCAAGAGCCAGAACAAGAAGAAAAAACGAAAACGCACUCGAACAUUCAUUCAUUUUGAAUGUAAAAAUUACUAUUUAAAAUGUAAAAACUAUUCGAAGAAUAGAUUAUAUAUCUCUCUCUAUCUAAACGUAACUCUAUAAUUGUGAACACACUCAAUGCUGAUGAACAAUUGUUAUUUGCAAUAAACAGAAAUAAGAAACAAUUCAAUAAAACAUUAAUAGAAAUAUAUGAAGAAAAUAAAACUAAAAACAACAAAUGGGCGAUUAUCUAUCUGUCUAUCUAUCUUAUUAUUAACAAAAUAUACUAAUAAUUAAUGAAAAGUGUGAAAUUUUUUCAAAAUUUCAACUUUACUCCAAAUAUUAAAAUAUGCUUCUGCUUAGUUUUUCUCUUUAGCUGAUUUAAUUUAAUUUGAAAAACAAAUUAUAAACAUUUACACGCCCUCAACACACAUACACACUCAUUUUCGUAAAUACAUACAUAAAAACUUACAUAUACAUAUAAACAACAUAUUUUACUACGUUCAGUAUUUUGCAAUUUAUUACAAACCAACAAACAACAACUAAAGAAAAAGUGUCUAUUUAAUAACAUAAAUAUUUUAUUUUCAUUCUACACUUAAAACAAAUAAUUCAAGUUUAAUAUAAAAAUAAUCUAUGUAUGUAUAUUGCGUAUAGUUUAGCGCAAAAAUAAAAACCAAUUUGAAAUCAACAAACAAAUUUAAAAAAAUAUAUAGAUAUAAACAAAUAACCUAUCAUAAUCUCUAAUUAA
This is a messenger RNA of Calliphora vicina (urban bluebottle blowfly), 10766 nucleotides long. RefSeq lists its product as uncharacterized. The record is from RefSeq and is a predicted model, not a curated record. NCBI's taxonomy places the organism in Eukaryota, Metazoa, Arthropoda, Insecta, Diptera, Calliphoridae. The coding region runs from base 640 to 9966 and encodes 3108 amino acids. The transcript is spliced from 17 exons.